GGCCUUACUGUUUACUUCCUGUGUAAAAGGUCAAAUUCGUCCAUAUAUUUUUCUCUUGUUAAUAGUUCAGCCUUUUCGCUUUCUUUUUUAUUUGAAUAUAAAUUGCUUUAACUACGUGUCUGAGUGAGUAAGUCCCCCGUGUCCACCAUGUCGUCUGAUGAACAAAUCGGACCUGCUUUACCCCCGAGGUUUAGGAAAGACGAGAGCGAUGAAGACUCUGAUUGUGAUGAUGGAUUCUCUGGCCCUGCUUUGCCUCCCGGCUAUAAACGCGGGGAACCGUCGAGCUCCUCGGAUGACAGUGAACAGGAGGUGUCGACCAAAAGAGCAAAAACCAAACACAUAGCUGCAGAAAAGGUGGAGGACACAAAGGUACAAGCAACAGAUGAUGAUGGUUUCUUUGGACCAGCCUUACCACCAGGAUUCAGGAAACAGCAGAGUUCACCAGAAAGGCCACCGGUGCUGGGACCAGCUUUGCCUCCUGGGUUUCGCAGAGCAGCAUAUGAAAACGAUGAUGAUGGUAAUGAUGGUGACGAUGGAGAGGACUUCCCAGGGCCUGCCCUUCCCCCUGGCUACCAGGCGGAGCCCUCCAGCGACGAGGACGAGGACGUGAUUGGACCCAUGCCGCCCACAGGGCCUAUUGAAGACUCUGUGGUUCUGGACUUUGAGCGCAGAGCACGCAAGAUGAAAGAGAAGCUGACGGGAGAUAACACUCCUGAGGUGCAGUCCAGAGAAACAUGGAUGACAGAGCUCCCACCAGAACUGCAGCACAUUGGCUUGGGGGCUCGAACCUUCAAGAAGAAGUCGGGUCCAGAGGACAAGGAUCGCUCUAUGUGGACGGAUACGCCAGCAGACAGGGAGCGCAAGAUUGCGGAACGCCUUGAGAAAAAGAAGAAGGGUGAGGUGGAGGAAGACAAUGUCCCACAGCUCUCCAAGAAGGACGUGGAAAUGGCAGUGAAAGUGUCCAAGUAUAACGAGUCUAAACGUGCCGAGUCUCUGGUGAGUAUGCACACAAAGAAGAUGAAGGAGAAAGCAAAGGAGAAGGUUGACAAACCAGUGGAAAGGAGAGCAUUCGAUCGGGAUGAAGACCUGCAGGUGAAUCGCUUUGAUGAGGCGCAGAAGGAGCGGCUGCUGAAGAAAUCUCAGGAACUGAACACACGAUUCUCCCACAGCAAAGACCGAAUGUUCCUGUGACAAAUUGUUAAAAAUGUAAGAAACAUUACGAACAGGCGGACAGCCAUUAACAGUCUGGCUGUUACAUUUUUCAUACAGGUUUUGUAAAAUUUGACUAUGUUUGUACAGAUACUCGUGUUAAACAAAUUGGGAAUCAAAUUUAGCUAAACUGGACUAAACAGUCUAUUCAAGACAUGGCAGACAUGGCCAUUUAUAGAAGUCCAUGUCCCUGACUGGUUGAAAAGCUAAUGCUACAAACUGAUUAAAGCUACUAUAAAGCAGCAGCCAGUGGACCUUGCAUUUUUUCCCAGUAGAUAGUGUAUUAGUCUCUUAGGGGAAAAAAUAGUAAGAAAUGCGUAAAUAAGUGACAUAUUUUACCUAUAUGGAUAUACAGUGAUUGAUUUUCUGAAAAACGUUUUGUACGGAAUACAUUGCUGUAAGUGAAUUAUAUGGAAUACACUUCCACGUUUCCAAUACACUGAUUUCAUUUUUUUUUAAGGGGUUCAUUAAAUUUGUUUAAAGCUUUUAUAUGUUUCAAUCUUAUCCCUGCAUUAUUAUUUCUAAAUGUGCCUAUAUAUAUAUAUAUAUAUAUAUUUAUUUAUUUUUUUUCUCAGCCCCUUUCCACAGCAGGCAUGCACACAUAAAGGGACUUGCUCUAUUCUUGACGCGUACAAAACCUUUUUGUAAAGUACAUUAAAUUAUCAGUCAAUGGAAAUGUCACAGAAGAAUUGGGAGAAUCUGAUAGCGGAUUGGAAAGCGUUAUCUAUUUAACCUUAAUAAACGUAUUAAUGU
Anoplopoma fimbria (sablefish) is the source of this 1962-nucleotide messenger RNA. It is a transcript of the gene gpalpp1, whose product is annotated as GPALPP motifs containing 1. Lineage: Eukaryota; Metazoa; Chordata; Actinopteri; Perciformes; Anoplopomatidae. Bases 148 to 1191 code for a protein of 347 amino acids. The transcript is spliced from 7 exons. The record is from RefSeq and is a predicted model, not a curated record.